GACAUUGGGAUUGCCGUCAAGACCACGCCCAUCUGGUCAAGUUCAGGUGCCUGACUUCAUGAAGCAUCUGCAUGCGAUAUCUGACGCUCACGACGACCACUGCACCCUCCACCACGACAUCCGCGGCAACAUCUUCAGGAGCAUUAGAAAUAAAGGCCACGUCUCCACUGAAGACAACGAAAAGAAUGUGAUACGGCUCCGAUUCUCCACGUCUGCCAUCACACCAGUCGAGAUCGCCACGCAAGCUGAGGUGAAAGUCAGGAUUGACGUGCCAAGAGGGAUCCCAGAAUUUGACAAUAUCAACACUCUCCAACUCUCGCUCUGUCAUCGCGGGAUUGGAGAGGGCGAUGGCGCAGGUGGCUGUGACGUUGCAGAGGCACGAAGCAUCGGUGUCGGAACAUUUUCCGCUGAUUUCAAAGUAGCAGACGACAUUUUAGAAACUGUGUCAGGAACUUCAGAGGAAGACGUUAAGUUUGUGAUUCGUUUAAUCAGCGGCAAGGAGGAAGUCUCCGAUGUUUGUCUUUCCAAGGUUAAGGUCGAAGGGCAUCUUCUGCUCGCAACGUACGACAGCGCUUCAUGUAUGACGUCAUCAAGGCAGAAACGGAGCAUGCGUGGUCAGUAUGAGAUCUACAAGUAUCCAAAGAUUUGCCACAUGAGGCCUUACAAGAUAGACUUUAGAACGAUAGGCUGGUCCGAUUGGGUGUUGGCCCCCGUGAGAUACGAGGCAAACAGGUGCUACGGGGAGUGCCCGUUCCCAAUCACGGAGUACCUGAACGGAACCAACCACGCCAUCUUGCAAACUCUCUUUCAUUCUCACGAUGAUGACAUCGCGCCUGAGACAUGCUGCGUUCCAGUGGAUUAUAAAUCUAUAUCCAUCUUGUACAUUGAUCACGAAGAGAACGUUGUUUUGAGGAAGUACAAAGAUAUGGUAGUCACAAGUUGUGGAUGUCGGUGAUAAAAAAAACACAUUCAUGUCCUCUUGGCCUUAAUGAGACUGUUCGAUAUUCACGAUUUAUUAGUAUGAAAUGAUAGUGAUUAAAGGCCAGGCAUAAAAUGCCAAUGUAUCACGAGAUUCAUCACAUUCCAUGAUCGCUUUGUAUACUUUGGGAAUUCACAAGAUAUGACCAAACGCCUUUCGGCAAUUAACAAAGAAAAGAGAUCGCUCUCAUCUAAUUACAUGUAUUUAGAAUAGCGACAUCCCGAUAUCUAAGUUGAAUAAAUACUGGUCAUCUGA
Molecule: messenger RNA, 1234 nt
Organism: Lineus longissimus
Lineage: Eukaryota; Metazoa; Nemertea; Pilidiophora; Heteronemertea; Lineidae
Product: derriere protein-like
Exons: 2
Coding region: 59-955 (298 amino acids)
Cellular component (GO): extracellular region
Molecular function (GO): growth factor activity; cytokine activity
Source: RefSeq, a predicted model, not a curated record